AUGAAUGUCGAGAAUCAGGACCUGGGCCUGUCUCUAGAACUGCUGACUACCAAACGGACUCGGGCCAGUAAGCCGAAAGUGCGCACUGGCUGUUUUACCUGCAAUUCAACCAGCCUGUGGCCCAGAGCUUUGGCCCCAGCCCCCGCCGUCGACUCGCCCCUGGAACCACGAGCACUAGAGUUCUUCUUUAUCAAGACGGCACCACAGUUGGCCGGCUUCUUUGCCGGAAACUUUUUCCAAGGCAGUGUGCUCCAGCUAAGUCUCGCCGAGCCGGCCAUUCGCCAGGCCAUCGCCGCCAUCGGCGUGCUGCACGAACGCGCGGCAAUGGGCACAGCCGUUACCAGAGACCAAUCUAAUAAUGUUCAUUUGCAAUUGUACAAUCGAGCCAUCCGGGCUGUUCUUGAGAAGGCCAAGACGGCUGGGCCAAGGGCUUUCCCUCUCCUAGCAAUGACUAAUGUGCUAUUUACCUGCUUGGAAAUCUUUCAAGGGAACGUCACUGCGGCCUCGGUGCAUAUCCAAAGCGGAAUUAAUCUGGUGCAGGCGUGGCGUGAAGAGAAUGGAAAACCAAGAAACCCCUGGGGCCGCAAAUAUAAGACCUUCGAAUCGCGUUUUAUGGAGACGGAAAUUGCGCCUAUUCUCAGCUUAUUUAAUACCAAUGCAAUCGAGUGCGGCGGCGGCAAGCGUACGAAAUUUCUGAUGAAUCCACUCGAUGAACAUGGUAGCCUCCUCCUAGCAGAUCGCUUCGAGACUCUCAUCGAAGCCCGGGUCGGACUAAUAGACAUGAUCACCGACGCGACGUCACGUUGCGUGAGAUCAAAUGAGAAUCUCAUGCACAGGCCUUCAGCUGACAUUGAUGUCUUCAUGGUGUCUCAAAAUGUCCAACGCAAUCUUGAACAGUGGCAGAAUAACGUUGAUGACCUGUGUCGUCGGGAGUAUGUCACCUGGAACAAGACCGAGCAGCAAGUAGCCAACGUUAUCAAGAUUAUCAAGCUAAGCACAACGUUCGGUAUCCGGUCUUAUCAAGUGACUACAGAAUCCGAAUGGGAUCCCCACCGUUCUGAGUACGAGGAGAUCAUUCGGCGCAUUAAGGUGGUUAUUUCUGACACAGCCCGUUUCCCCGAUGACCUUUCCAGAACCCUGAGUCUCGACUGCGGCAUGAUAUUCCCGCUCCACGCAGCAGCUUGGAAAUGCCGUUGGCCGAAGGUUCGCCGCCAGGGUCUCGACCUGCUACUUCGAGUUCCGAAGCGGGAAUGGCUCUUCGAAGCUCAGCACUAUCAUACCAUCUUUCACCGCAUCAUGGAACUCGAAGAAGAGCACCUGAACCUGCCUUCUGGUGCAGCGCCCGACGAGAACUGGUUACCUCCAGAACAUGUGCGGAUCCGUGAUUUCAUCGUAACUGCGGACCUGGUAUCGCCAGAAGAGCCUCCCACCUAUAAUGUGACAUUUAUUAGCAAUCCACAGGGCCCGCAGGGCCCACUGAAAUGGUUCACUGAGCCCAUACGAUUGCCAUCUUCCCAGCCUCAGAAGGCAGCAAUUCCGACCAAUAUGAUUGGCCGCAAGCUCGAGUGGCCUGCACUAAGCUCGCUUUCCACACAGGCACUGAAUAGAUGCCCUUGUACUCGAUAG
Messenger RNA from Penicillium macrosclerotiorum, 1626 nucleotides. RefSeq lists its product as uncharacterized. NCBI's taxonomy places the organism in Eukaryota, Fungi, Ascomycota, Eurotiomycetes, Eurotiales, Aspergillaceae. The record is from RefSeq and is a predicted model, not a curated record. The coding region runs from base 1 to 1626 and encodes 541 amino acids. The transcript has 2 exons.